This is a messenger RNA of Sugiyamaella lignohabitans, 2289 nucleotides long. It is a transcript of the gene STT3, whose product is annotated as dolichyl-diphosphooligosaccharide--protein glycosyltransferase subunit STT3. Gene Ontology annotation, biological process: post-translational protein modification. Gene Ontology annotation, molecular function: dolichyl-diphosphooligosaccharide-protein glycotransferase activity. NCBI's taxonomy places the organism in Eukaryota, Fungi, Ascomycota, Dipodascomycetes, Dipodascales, Trichomonascaceae. The record is from RefSeq and is a predicted model, not a curated record. The coding region runs from base 1 to 2289 and encodes 762 amino acids. The transcript has a single exon. Gene Ontology annotation, cellular component: membrane.
AUGGCUCUGGUAACAGGCUUUCAGAAAUCUGACAGGCAGCUCAUUGAUAAUGCUCUCCUACUAUUGAAAGUGAGCACUUUGAUUUUAGUAGCAGGAGCUGCUAUUUCGUCGAGAUUGUUUUCUGUAAUCCGGUUUGAAAGUAUCAUUCACGAAUUCGACCCUUGGUUCAAUUACAGGGCCACAAAAUAUUUAACUGAAAAUGGCUUUUAUAAGUUUUUGAAUUGGUUCGAUGACAGAACUUGGUACCCAUUGGGAAGAGUCACAGGUGGUACUCUGUACCCAGGUUUAAUGGUCACUUCCAACGUCAUUCACACUGUUCUAAGAUGGUUUUCACUACCAAUUGACAUUCGCAACAUUUGCGUUAUGCUGGCACCAGCUUUUUCUGGAUUAACUGCUUAUGUUACCUAUUUGUUUACCACUGAAAUGAAGAAUGAGACUGCUGGCUUGUUAGCUGCUAUUUUUAUGGGGAUUGCUCCUGGUUAUAUCUCUCGUUCUGUUGCUGGUUCUUAUGACAAUGAAGCCAUUGCCAUUACAUUGCUAAUGGUAACAUUUUACUUUUGGAUCAAGGCAUUAAAACUCGGUUCCGCCCUUUGGGGCGGUCUCACUGCUUUGAGUUACUUCUACAUGGUUGCAGCUUGGGGUGGAUAUGUUUUUAUCACAAAUAUGAUUCCCCUUCAUGUGUUUGUCUUAUUGUUAAUGGGAAGAUAUCACUCAAGAAUUUACGUUGCCUAUUCUUCCUGGUAUGCAAUUGGCACAUUGGCUUCAAUGCAAAUUCCUUUUGUAGGGUUUCUCCCUAUUCGUUCCAGUGACCACAUGUCUGCACUGGGAGUUUUUGGGCUGCUACAAUUGGUUGCCUUUUCGGAUUGGAUACGUAGUCAAGUUCCUUCUAAGCAAUUUAAGAAUCUUAUUAUUGUGGCAGUCUUGAGUAUAUUGGCAAUCUCCUUUGCUGGAUUGAUUGGUCUUACGUCUGCUGGCGUCAUUGCUCCUUGGACAGGUAGGUUCUACUCUUUAUGGGAUACCAACUAUGCCAAGAUCCAUAUUCCAAUCAUCGCAUCCGUUUCUGAGCACCAACCUACUGCUUGGCCCUCAUUUUUCUUUGAUAAUUUUAUGUUGAUUUGGUUAUUUCCUGUGGGUGUCUAUUUAUGCUUGAGAGAGCUUGCUGACGAGCAUGUUUUUAUUAUCGUUUACGGCGUUCUUGCCAGUUACUUCGCUGGUGUUAUGGUUCGUUUGAUGCUUACUUUAACACCUAUAGUCUGUGUUGCUGCUGGUAUCGCUGUUUCUAGUCUGUUAGAUGUCUAUGCUGAGUUUGCAAUCGUUGAGAGUGACGAGGCUGUGGAAAGCACUGUUAAUAAAGGCGGUGACGUUCUAGAGGAAAUUGAUGUUACAUCUAGUGGAACUAGUACUCCUGGAGUGUCUUCUGAAGAAGGCAGCAUUUUCAAGACUCUUCUUAGCUCGAAUAACACUAUCAAGCCAUUGUUAGCCAAAGCUGUGGUACUCAUAUCCUUCACAAGUUAUCUAUUCUUAUUUGUCAAACAUUGUACUUGGGUGACUUCUAACGCAUACUCGUCUCCAUCAGUGGUCCUGGCAUCAAACCUUCCCGAUGGUUCCCAGUUUUUGAUUGAUGAUUUCCGUGAAGCCUACUAUUGGUUGCGCAUGAAUACCCCAGAAGAUGCCAAAAUAAUGAGUUGGUGGGAUUAUGGUUAUCAGAUUGGAGGCAUGGCGGAUAGAACUACCCUUGUUGACAAUAAUACCUGGAAUAACACUCAUAUUGCCACUGUUGGCAAGGCCAUGAGUAGUUCUGAGGAAGUAGCAUAUCCUAUUCUUCGCCAGCAUGAUGUUGACUAUAUCCUUGUCAUUUUCGGUGGUGUUAUUGGCUUCUCUGGUGACGACAUCAACAAAUUCCUAUGGAUGGUUCGUAUUGCAGAAGGAAUAUGGCCUGAGGAGGUCAAAGAGAGGGACUUUUUCACUGCCUCAAACCAAUAUCGUGUUGAUCAUGAAGCCACCCCCACCAUGAGAGAGAGUAUGAUGUACAAGAUGAGUUACUACCGUUUUACAGAUGCUUUCGGUGGUAGAGAUGGACAUGACAGAGUCCGUGGGCAAAAUAUUCCUGCGUCGAUGGCCCCUGAGCUGACAACCAUUGAGGAGGCGUUUACCAGUGAGAACUGGAUCGUCCGUAUUUACAAGGUCAAGGACCUUGACAAUGUUGGACGUGACUUCCCCAAGGCCAUCAAGUUUGACAAGGGACAAACAUCCAAAAAGAAAAGAUCUCAAACUGAACUAAGACUGUAG